AUCAGAAAAGUUCUGCCAGCGGAGAACCCUAUGAAUGCAAUAUUUGUGGGAAAUAUUUUGCUGAAAGGAGGGCACUUUCACUUCACAAGAGGGUCCACACUGCAAACAUAUAUUUCAAAAAUGAAGCAUUUGGAAAAGGCGAGGAUAGCGACCCGCAAUUCAGGAGCCACCAGAAAAUCAAAAGAGGAGGAAAAAAAUACCAAUGUCAGGAAUGUGGGAGAAGUUUUGCCAGGAAUUUUUUCCUUCAGGUGCACCAGCGAGUCCACACAGGAGAGAAGCCAUACAAAUGCCAGGAAUGUGGAAAAUCUUUUAAUCACAAGUCACAACUCCUGAAACACCAGAGAGUCCACACAGGAGAGAAACCAUACAAAUGCCAGAAGUGUGGGAAAUGUUUUGCUCAGAAUUUUAGCCUUUUUAAACACCAGAGAGUCCACACUGGAGAGAAGCCAUACAAAUGCAAAGAAUGUGGGAAAUGCUUUGCCCAGAGUUCACACCUUCUUGGACACCACAGAGUCCACACUGGAGAAAAACCAUACAAAUGCCAGGAAUGUGGAAAAUCUUUUAAUCGCAAUUCACCUCUUUGGGCACACAAGAGAGUCCACACUGGAGAGAAACCAUACAAAUGCAAUGAAUGUGGGAAAUGCUUUGCCCAGAGUUCACAUCUUCUCAGACACCAGAGUGUCCACACUGGAGAGAAACCAUACAAAUGCCAGGAAUGUGGAAAAUCUUUUAAACGCAGUUCACAUCUUGUGAGACACCAGAGAGUCCACACCGGAGAGAAACCUUACAAAUGCUAUGAGUGUGGGAAAUGUUUUGCUAACAAUGCAAACCUUCUGACUCACCAGAGAGUCCACACUGGAGAGAAACCAUACAAGUGUCAUGAGUGUGGAAAAUGUUUUACUCUGAGUACACAACUUCACGUGCACCACAGUCUCCACAUUAGAGAGAAAUCAUAAAAAAUGCCAGGAAUACAGGAAACAUUUUGCUCAGAAUUUACACCUUCAGGGACACAAGAGACAGGUCAUAUAACCGCAAGACUAAGAGUGUUUUUGUUAUUAUUUCUGAGUCAGAUAUUACGUGGCAUGAGGGAAUCCACACAGGAAUGAAACCAAACAAAUGCCAGGAUUGUGGGAAAUAUUUCACUUCCAAUUUACAUCACAGAGUGUAGACAAGGGAAGCCUACACAGGAGAAUUAUUGCAGUUGUUGGUGAAGUCAUUGAUGAGUUUUGACUAUUCAGUUUUAUUUCAUCUCUAUCCCAAUUCAUGAGAAAAUUAACUCCACUUUCCUUUUAGUGGCUAAGACUAACUUUUACAGCAUGGAGACCCUUCCAGCUGUAAAGUUGUUUUGUCAGUGGUGUUUUAGAGAAAACAAGAUGCUCGUUUUUCCACUUUCACUUCAUGACAUAAUUCUGUACACUGUGAAUCAUGAUAGAGGAUGGUGGAAAGGUGGUCGUAACAAAGUGUGCCUCCUGACUUAUCCUGGUUAUUCUUAAUGGAAAAGCUACCUGUGGCCACUGACUGGCCCCCCAUAUUUUGUGAUCAUAGGUUCCCUAUGUCUGAAAGACCUGCUCUGGCUUCUUGUUGCAUAAGCAGGCUGAUCUCAUGGUCUUGAUUUCAGCUCUUGACGCCCUGCACAGACUGAGGAUUGGCUGCCUGAGAGGGACCGACUGCCUGGCUUUUUACUAGCCUGUUAAGAUUUUUCAGGAGAGGUCCUGUUAAGAAUACCAACAGUUUCAGAAAUGUCAUGCAGGAAAGGGCCUGCUUGUGUGUUGCUUGUAGGUCACAAAAGCCACUGCCAACUCUUGACUGAUUUUAAGGAGGGAGGAAAAUUUCAGUUGGCACAUCUUUCACCCACUAUGCGGCUUGUUUUUUUUUUCCCUCCAAUCGUGUAUCUGCAUCUUUUGCUCUUAUCUUGGUUUUAAUUAUAAUAGCUUGGUAUGAAUGGGAUGAUGGCAAGGCAGGUUUCUAUCAAUUUUUUGU
This is a messenger RNA of Pogona vitticeps (central bearded dragon), 1980 nucleotides long. NCBI's taxonomy places the organism in Eukaryota, Metazoa, Chordata, Lepidosauria, Squamata, Agamidae. The record is from RefSeq and is a predicted model, not a curated record.